Molecule: messenger RNA, 540 nt
Organism: Rhagoletis zephyria (snowberry fruit fly)
Lineage: Eukaryota; Metazoa; Arthropoda; Insecta; Diptera; Tephritidae
Source: RefSeq, a predicted model, not a curated record
AUGGAAGAGCACCCAGAAGUAGCCAAAGGGCUUGGCAGCUUUAGUUCGGGCAAACAAAACAACACAGAAAUGUGGGACAAGUUCGCUGGUGAUUUGAACUGUCUUGGACCCCCAAUGCGAGAUGGCAGAGGUUGGAACAAGUUAUGGCUGGACUACAAAUUAAAAUUGAAGCAAAAUAUUGCUGCCAAUAAGAGAGAGAGCGUCGCUACUGGCGGGGGACCCUUUACUCAACUGAGUCUUUCACCUUUGGAGCAAUCAGUCGAUUCAUUGCUUGGUCUUCAAUAUGACGUUUGUCCAAGUGGAAGUACUUUUGGCGGCAUCAGUAGAUCUGUCAAAAAAGAAGCAAGUGCGCAUAUACCGGACACAGCAAUUGAAGACACAUUUGAAGCUGCUGUAAGCGAAAAUACAGAAGGAACCACCGGAAAUAUGGAAGACAUUAGCCGUUGCAUACAAGUUACGCCUUCUAAAAAAAGAAAACUUUCCGCAUCUGCUGUUAACGAGAGGGAGGAGGAGCGCAUUAAAUUUAAAAAAUGCAGGUAG